AUGUCCAAAUACGAAGAGACGCCACCAACUUCUGUGGAUUCCCAAUUGCCAUCACUGAAGGAUUUACCCUCGUUGGGAUCCAAUGCAGGUUUUAGCAAUAAGAAAGUCGCUUGGGGUCCCAACGUUAAACCCAAUGUUGUACCACAAGUUGCAACCCCCAAUGUGGUAUCUCAAGGCGCAUCAAAGCCUAUUAGAUCAAGGACUAUCCAAGAGGCUUUUACACUUGAUCUACAGUCACAAUUGUCAAUCACCAAACCUGAAUUUUCAAGGAUUGUGCAAUCUGUGAAACAAAAUCAUGACGUGUCUGUAGAAUCAACACUUUCAAAAACAUCACGUACUUUCUUAAUCAGUGGGUUACCUGCUAAUGUUAACGCUGGUAGACGUGAAUUGGUUAAGAAGCUGACUAAACCAGUGACAGAUGUAGUACAAGUUCCAUCUAGGGCUAAAGCCGCAAUCAUUGGAUCAGGUGGUAGAAACAUUAGAGAGAUUCAAGAAAAGUUUGAUGUCAAGAUUAACGUCGCCAGAGAGAACAAUCCUGAUGUUGUAGACGAAGACUUGGGUGAUGAAAUGGCUGACGUGUCCAUCCAUGGUGAUGUGGAUUCUGUCAAAUUGGCAAAGGACAAGAUCAUGUCAAUCGUUAAGGAAGAAACCAAAAACAGUUCCAUCCUCGUAACAGUGAAUAACUCCACGUUGUUACCUUUCAUCGACUUGGCACAUUUACCAUUAGAAAGCGUUAAGUUGUCGAUUGAAAACAACAAAGAUGUUGUAGUUUCGGGGCCUCGUGAAGAUGUUAAAUUGGCUAAAUCAAAACUACAAUCUUAUUUCCAAGAGUUGGAAUCUCAAUUAAAGGAAGAACAAGUCAAGAUUCCUGAAAAGUUCCAAUUUUUAAUCGAUACCAAAGAAAUUAAGGACCAAUUUAAUGUCGUGGUCAACUUCCAUGAUGAUUCCUUGGUGAGUUUCUUGGGACACAGAGAGAAAGUUCCACAAGCAAUCGCCCAUGCAAGAUCCUCUUCCACAACUUUUGCAGUGGACGCUUUGGACAUCUCUAAGGCCCACAGUAAAAAUUUGCAGCACGCUAAGAAUUUGGUUCUUUAUUUCAACAAGUACAACGUUUUAAAACAAAUUCAAGAUGCUCACCCAGAAAUUAAGAUCGUUCUGCCUCAACCUGAACAGCUAACUAAAGCUGAUUCUGUUCACGUCUACAUUAGCGGCAAAUCUAGUAAGACUGAUGAAAUUAAAGGUGUUCGUAAAGAACUGAUCGGUUUAGUUAAUGAAAUUGCACCUUUUGACACUUUAACUGUUAGCGAUUUGGACUACGAAUUGUUCCACAAGGACAUCAAACAUGUCCUUUUGGGUUCAGAAGAAACCGCCGGUUUUGUUCAAUUCGGUGACUUUUACCCUGGUGAUGAUACCAUUUUAUUGGUGGCUCGUGUCUCCAAUGAGGACUUCAAACCUUCUCCAGAAGAGAUUAAAGAAUCCUUGGCUCAAAUCAAUGCCACUCUAGAUUCUAUUCGUACCAAACAAUCCAAUUUGGCUACACAAGUCAUCGAUCUAGAAUCUUCAAGACAAGAUUCUAUGUUAUCAAAGGGUGUCACUUUACAGUUGAUCCUUGAAGAAGUGAAUCAAGAAGGUAACAACCUCCAACUCAAACUACACACUCCAGAAAAAUCACAAUUGACUUUGAGAGGUAGUGAUAAAGCAGUCAAGCUAGCUAAAAAAGCCCUUGAAAGUGCUGUUGCUACUUCUGACCGUAAAUUCAAGGACUCUGUGGAAGUAUCUGUUAAUUCCGUCUCAAGAUUAAUUGGUGUCAAAGGUUCCAAUACCCAGCAAUUACGUGAAAAAUUUGACGUUAACGUUGAUGUUCCAUCUGAAUCUAGUAACGGUAAAACUGUUGAAGUCACAGUAACGGGUGUUCAAUACAACGUUGAACGUGCCAAGAUUUACAUUCAACAAGAAGCAAAGAAAUGGGCAGACAUCAUUACCAAGGAAUUGUUUGUGGCUCAAAAAUUUCACCGUAACUUGAUGGGACCUCAAGGUGCCUACCGUAACCGUUUACAAGACAAAUACAAUGUCCGUAUCUUUUUCCCCAAGGGUGAGGAUAAUGUUACCAUCAGAGGUCCAUCCCGUGGUGUUACCAAGGCUUACGAAGAAUUGAAAUCUUUAUUGGAUUUCGAAAUGGAAAAUGGCCACAAGAUGACCAUGGAUGUUCCAGCUGAACACGUGGCUAGAGUUAUUGGUAAGAACGGUGAUAUGAUUAACGACAUUAGAGCUGAUUUCGGUGUAGAAUUAGAUUUCUUGCAAAAGACUACUGAUCCAUCUGUGCAGGAAUCCGGUAAAGUUCAAUUGGAAAUCACUGGUAACAGACAAGCCAUUAAGGAUGCCCAAGCUAAGGUCAAUUCUAUCGUUCAAGAGGCUUCUGAUUUUACCAGGACCACUUUGGAUGUGGACCGUAAAUACCACAAGACCAUUGUUGGUGCUGGUGGUCACACUUUGAAGGAAAUCAUCAGCAAGGCUGGUGGUGAAGGUGUGAGAAACAGAACCGUUGAUGUACCCAAUGCUGACUCUGAAACUUCGGUAAUUAAAGUGGAAGGUCCAAAGAAAUUCGUUGAAGCUGUCACCAAAGAGAUCAAUAAGAUCGUGGAAGAAGGCGAGAAGAGUAUUAACAAGGAAUUGGACAUUCCUCAAGAUAAACAAGGUGCUUUGAUUGGUCCUGGUGGAUUCGUUCGCCGUCAAUUAGAGAGUGACUUUUACGUUCAAUUGCACGUCCCCAACAAGGGUGAAAACGGUAAAGUUGUUCUUACUGGGUUACCGGAAAAUGUGGAAAAGGCAGAAUCUAAGAUUUUGACUGAAAUCAUCAGAGACAAUUUCGACCACGAACUAUUUGUUCCUGCCGAAUUGCACGAAUUUGUUGCUGAACGUGGUGCUUUUAUCCAAUCGUUAAGACUUGAUUACUCCAUCAAUGUCAAACACGGUAACCAAGGUAGAAAAGCUACUAAGUUGGUUCGUAAGCCAUUGAAUAUCCCUGUGGACAGAGUUCGUGGUACCGCUGAAGAAAAGAUCAAGACCACCAUUGAAGAAUCGGACGCUCCUGCUGUGGAUGGCAAUGCUGAAAAGAUUUCUUGGAGAUUAAUCUAUGAAGAUUUUGACGUGGACGAAUUAUUGGCAGAUGAAUCAUCGAAGAGUGACGACAAAAACAAGAAAGCCGUUGAUGAGACAAAGAAACAAGAAUCUUUAAAGAAGGCCAUUGAAGCCAUCGAAAAGAGAAUUGAAUUAGGUGGUAAAGCUAAUUCUACUGGAUACGUUUGGUCCUCUGAUCCCUCCAAAUUCAACAAAAUUGUUGGACCAGGUGGUUCUAACAUCAAAAAGAUCAGAGAUGCUACAGGUGCAGUUAUCAACGUUCCUAGAAAGACCGAUAAAGUUAACGACGUAGUUUACAUCAAGGGAACCAAAGAAUCUGUUGAAAACGCUAUCGAACAGGUUUUGAAAGGUUUGAAAUGA
This is a messenger RNA of Zygosaccharomyces rouxii, 3498 nucleotides long. RefSeq names its product Scp160p (gene SCP160). NCBI's taxonomy places the organism in Eukaryota, Fungi, Ascomycota, Saccharomycetes, Saccharomycetales, Saccharomycetaceae. Gene Ontology annotation, biological process: regulation of gene expression. The transcript has a single exon. Gene Ontology annotation, cellular component: nucleus; cytoplasm. The record is from RefSeq and is a predicted model, not a curated record. Gene Ontology annotation, molecular function: mRNA binding. The coding region runs from base 1 to 3498 and encodes 1165 amino acids.